AUGGAUUAAGAAAUAAACCAUUUCAAUUUACCUGAUAUAAGAGAUAUGGAUGAUUCAGAUGAUUAAGAAGAUUAUAAUCCAUUUAUUUAUCAUCAUUAAUAAGAAGGAUAUCAUUCAUUUGAAAAAAUAUUUUAGAAUCAUUUUGAUAUUGUAAAUAAUAGAUGGAUUACAAUACCAAGAUCAAAAAUCUAUUUACUUAGAUCAGCUAUGCAUAAAUUAAAAAAAUGGAUACUUUAUAUAAGACAAGAGCAUCAUAUGAUUAAAUCUAUUGUUAAAUAAAAUGAUGAUCUAAAGACUCAAUUAAAAAAGAACCAAGAAUAAUAUUCUAAUCAUUAUCUUGUUGAAUAAUAGAGGACAAAUCAAGUAUUUCUAAAUAAAUUAUUACUAAGUUGUAUGAGGAAAUUAGGAAAAUAAGAUAGGAGUUAAAAGAUAAAGUCAUAUAAAUGAAUGAUCAAAUUUAAUAACUUAAAGAUAUAAUUGCUGAAAAAGAUAAAAAGAUUUAAAGAUAAGAAUUAACAAUAUAAAGAUUAAAUGAAGUAAGUAAUGGAUAUGAAAAUCAAAAUAAAGGUUUACAAUAACAAAUAAAUAAUCUCUAAAAAGAUUUUACAUUUUUUAAUAAUAUAAAAAGGUAAGGCUUCAUAGAUGAAAAAGCAUUAAUUGGUGGUAGUAUGACAACUUUUGAGUUGAUUUUAGCAUCAAAAGUUAAAAGUAAGAUAUUAUAAUUUCUGUCCUUAAAGGAUUAUCAAAGUCUAAUGAUUUGUAAUCGUAAACUCUAUCUUUCUUUAAUAUCGCAUAAUACAAUAAUUCCACAUGCAAUAAAUUCCCUCAGUUCCAAAUUAAAUCAUUAAUACAAGUUAUUACAAAGUGUAAAUGAGGAAUUCAAAGUAUUCAAAUUAAAAACAUCAUAUAAUAGAGUGUUAUUAAAUAGAGUGAUGAUCCAAAACUUAGAGAAAUCAUGAUAAAGUAAUUUGAAUUAAAAGUUAAUUUCUCUGAAUAUAUUAUUCCUACUUUACGUGAAUGUUAAUCUUUAAUAGAUGGUGAUAAUUUUAUAGGUUUAAAGAAUAAUUAACAUAAUAAAGAUUGUAAAAUAAAUAUCAUUUAAACUUCUAGUGAUGGAUUUAUUAGAGGGUUAUUUAACUUAAUAAUCAUAAAGUUAUUAAGCAGCAUUAUAGAGUCUGGUAUAAGAGAAAUUUCCUUGGAAUUAAUUCUUUCCAAAACCCUAAUCUACUAUUUAAUAAGUUUAAUUAUAGAGAAAAUAAUUUCCAACAUCUUCAUAAAUGUUUGCUUAAUAAAUCAUCACUAGAUUGUAUGAUCUGAGUACAGUGUGUGCUCAAGAUUCUUCAAUAUUUGGGAUGUUUUUAUCAUAAUUAUAACGAUGUUUAGCAUCAUUAUUUGUUUAUGGAUAACAUUUGACUUAAGAAGCAAAUGAUUUACAGUCACUUAAUUAUUAUAUUAUGACAAAAUUUUUCUUUCUGUUAAAAGAAAAGAAAUAAAUUGAAGAUAAAUAUGAAGAUUUUAAAACUUAAUUAGGAUUAUAUUCUGAUGCAAAAAGAUUUUUAAAGUAUAUUUAUUAUAUAAUAUUUAAUAUAGUGAAAAAGUAAAAGAUUUAGAAAAGAUUAUAUUAGAUAAAAAUGAAAAAAUAAGUAGUUUGAAUCAAUAAAUUUAUAUGAAGGAAAGUUAAUUAAAAUAAAACUAAAUUAUGGUCUAAAAAAAUAAUGAAUCUAUUAGAUUGUAUUAAGAUAAACUUAAAAUCCUGGCCAGAGAAGUUAUGGAAGUAAGAAGAAAAUAUAAAAAUACAUGUGUGGAAUAUAAUUAAAUAGUAUCAAGGUUUAAUUUAUUAAAAAUUUAAUUAGAAAAAAUGGAAAUGCAUUAAAAAAAUUGA
Paramecium pentaurelia is the source of this 1882-nucleotide messenger RNA. NCBI's taxonomy places the organism in Eukaryota, Ciliophora, Oligohymenophorea, Peniculida, Parameciidae. The record is from the annotation of a GenBank genome assembly.